CAGCAUCGUUUUGCGGCCAUUUUCCAGUCAGUGAAGUCGUCUGCGUACAUCGCCCUCUUGGUUAUUAACACCAAACACCAUGGCGAAAAUGGAUCCUGCCACGGACAUCGUCCUGCUUGCCGGGAAUUCUCACGUGGACCUCGCGCAGAAAAUCGCAGACCGUCUCGGUAUUCGGGUUGGCAACUGCACUGUCGUUCACGCUGCAAACAGAGUUGGCGAUUACACCAGCUGUGUUGAGACGCUCGUCGACAUUGGAGAGUCCGUUCGCAGCCGCGACGUCUACAUCAUCCAGACGGGAUCCAAGGACGUGAAUAACAGCAUCAUGGAGCUCCUCAUCAUGGCGUACUGCUGCAAGACGUCGUGUGCCCGCAAGAUUGUCGGGGUGAUCCCGUACCUGCCCUACGGGAAGCAGAGCAAGAUGCGCAAGCGCGGCUGCAUUGUCUCCAAGCUGCUCGCCCAGAUGCUCUGCAAGGCUGGCCUGACCCACAUGAUCACGAUGGACCUGCACCAGAAAGAGGUGCAGGGGUUCUUCGACAUUCCCGUGGACAACCUGCGCGCCUCACCGUUCCUGUUGCAGUAUAUCACCGAAUGCAUUCCAGACUACCGCAACGCAGUCAUCGUGGCCCGCAACCCCUCGACCGCAAACAAGGCAACCUCGUACGCCGAACGGCUGCGGCUCGGCAUUGCCGUGAUUCACGGGGAGCAGAAGGAGUCCGAGUCGGACAUGGUGGACGGACGAUACUCGCCGCCCACGGUUCUGUCGUCGUCCAGAACGAUGGACGCCGGCCUGGACAUCAUGCCAGUGCCCGCCGCCAAGGAGAAGCCCCCGAUCUACGUCGUCGGAGACGUCGGUGGGCGGAUUGCCAUCAUGGUGGACGACAUGGUGGACGAUGUCCACUCAUUUGUGGCGGCGGCUGAGGUCCUCAAGGAGAGGGGAGCUUACAAGAUCUAUGUGCUGGCCACCCACGGGCUGCUGUCCAGCGAUGCACCGCAGCUCAUCGAGAACUCCGCCAUCGACGAGGUGGUGGUCACCAACACGGUGCCGCACGAGGUGCAGAAGAUGCAGUGCCACAAGAUCAAGACGGUGGACAUCAGCGUCCUGCUGUCCGAGGCCAUCCGGCGCAUUCACAACAAAGAGUCCAUGUCGUACCUCUUCAGGAACGUCACCCUGGAGGACUGAUUCUUUAUACGUCCUUCCGUCAACCGAGAGGGCACGCCCGACGGGAUUUCACCCCGAAACAGACUGAGAUGCAAUUUAGGGGAGUUAUUCGCUAAGCUCGCGCUUCACAUAUGCCAAUGUGAUCGGAAAAGUUCACUUCAGUUCGUUUGAGUGAACAAAAAGAUCAUUUUUACUUUGGUAGUUCUUUUUUUCACAGUGUCCCACUUUGACAGUGCAGUGCAGGGUAGGUGUAUGCUCCCUUAAUUUAAGCACAGAUAAAAGGCUGGGGAAAAAAAUUGGUCAUUCUGAUUGACACAAACAACCAAAAAAUUGCUUGUCUGUGUAAGGGAGUAACAAAGCAGUUUACUCUGUUGCACGAUGGAGCGACAUGCUAAUUUACUCUUGUGCAAGAGAGUAGGAGCCGAUUUACUCUGCUGCACGAAGGAUUAUCGGUCCCGUUUACUCUGUUGCGUAAGGGAGUAGAGAGUGAAUUUACUCUGCUGUGCAUGAGAGUAAUGAUCCAAUUCCAACAAAUGAAAGAGGCGUAUUCUCCCUUUGAGCACAGAUAAAGGGGUAGAGAAAACAUCUUUGUUGCGUGAGGGAGUAACAAGUCAAUUUAGUGCAUUGCACUGGAGAGAGUAAUGAGCCACUUACUCCUACACUUGGAACAUAUUUUUAUGGGUGCAUUUUCACUGUUCUGGAAAGCCCAGCUUUCGGUAGAUGCUCCGUUUAAAUGCAGUCAGAAUCAAGUCUGGCGUUCGUUUCGAGUCUUUUUUGUUUAUUGUGAUUUUUUUUAUUGAGUUGUUUUUGGGUUUGUAAUGGCCAUACUUUGAGAAGCUUGGAGCUGGAAGAUGCUGUUUAUGGAGUUAUUGGCAACAAUCUUCGCAUUCUCAAAGCCAUUAUACAAGCCCAGAAGUUAAUAGAAUUAUGUCAUUGUACCGGUAUUGUUAUGAGGGCAUAUUUUCUGCUCAGAAACUGACUGUGGAGUUGGAUAAUAAGUUUCUAAAGUUGGGUUGCAUAAGCGAUUGUUAGCUAAGUCAGGGUAGGUUUCUGAACGAGUCAGAGUCGGUUUUGGCUUUUUACUGGCGUCACUUCUGAGUGAUUCUGGCAAUGUUUGAGUCAGCUUAACUUGUACAACUUAAAAGGCAUGAGCAACGUGUAUUAAGAAUUUAAUUGCACCCUUCUACAAGAUCUCCAACCAUUUUUAAUAAUGCUUACACGUCCCAAGGUGGCUGCUUGUUCCAUAUACUUGCGCCCAGUAUGUUUUGGGUUUAUUGUUUUACUGCCAUAACAUUUCUUUAGUUACAUUUUUUUUUUUCUGGGAACUUCUGAAGCUAAUGUUUAAAUAGCAAAAAAGUUUUUUUUUUUGUCGUUUUAACAUUUUUUUAUCGUUCUCUUUGAAGUGCCAUCUUAUUCUUUUUUAUGAAAGUAUGCAUAAUUGCCUUUUUUACUUAGGUCAAAGCAUGAGAUUUGAAAUGCAUUAAGUUCUGGCAACGUCGAUUGUAUUCCCAAGUUUACUGGCAGGUUCGGUUGAGCGGUCAAGCGCCCCAGGGGCGCUCCCAAAUGACCAGGCAAACUUCUCUAUGACGUACUGCGACUAGUCAGUCAUUUCGGAAGUUUUCGUUAAGUUUGUAUUCUGCACGCGCUUUCAGACGUGGCACACGUGCAAUGGGAGGAAAUAAAAGGAAGCUGCGUGUAUGUUGGUGCACUUCAAAGAAAUAAUGGCUUUUGUAAAAGGCAGUCUUCUGUUGAUAUAUAUCUGCUGGCUAGUUUAGAUAUUUGUUACUUUCAUUAAGCUGCAAUUUUAGUGCGGCAGUUUUUGUUUUGGUAAAGCCAUAUUUUGUAUACAAGGUGUGAAAUGAACUUGUCAGUGAUUUGUUUUCAGUCUAUUCCUGAGUACCUCAGUUUCUUGUAUUAUUAUAAAAUAUUCAUUUCAGCUAUUGCAGCUACAUUUCUUCCUAUCCAUACCCAAAAAAAGUCAUUUAUUAAGAAAAUAUUUGUGUUGACACUGUAACUAAACAACUUUAUUACUGUAACUCAAUAAAACAACUUUGUACACAGCA
Molecule: messenger RNA, 3222 nt
Organism: Ixodes scapularis (black-legged tick)
Lineage: Eukaryota; Metazoa; Arthropoda; Arachnida; Ixodida; Ixodidae
Product: phosphoribosyl pyrophosphate synthase-associated protein 2
Exons: 12
Coding region: 80-1180 (366 amino acids)
Biological process (GO): purine nucleotide biosynthetic process; 5-phosphoribose 1-diphosphate biosynthetic process
Cellular component (GO): ribose phosphate diphosphokinase complex; cytoplasm
Molecular function (GO): magnesium ion binding; ribose phosphate diphosphokinase activity
Source: RefSeq, a predicted model, not a curated record